Fomitopsis serialis is the source of this 945-nucleotide messenger RNA. RefSeq lists its product as uncharacterized. The record is from RefSeq and is a predicted model, not a curated record. NCBI's taxonomy places the organism in Eukaryota, Fungi, Basidiomycota, Agaricomycetes, Polyporales, Fomitopsidaceae. The coding region runs from base 1 to 945 and encodes 314 amino acids. The transcript is spliced from 9 exons.
AUGUCAACGGUUGCGACUCGCGACUUUCCUGCCAACCCCGUCGUUCCACCCAUUCUCUUUUCAAUUGGCUACAGACAUGCGUCGGAGAUCCUGCGCAUACUGCAGCAGCCGAUGCCUGGGACGCCCGAGCUGAAGGACCGCCGUCGCCGGAAUGGCACGAAGGACAAGGACUCUCAGAGCUCGAACGGGAGCCCGCGUGAAGGAGGAACCAAGGAGCUGAAGGGCAGCCCGUACCCUAGCUCGACAGGCUCGGGGAGCGCAAGUCGUUCGGUGCCGCCAUCGCCGACAGGUAGCGCGCCACCACCGCCCGCAAGGCUCCUCGACAAGGACGACGGUGUCGCGGAGGCUCUCUCCCAUUGGCUUCGGUCCUCUUCCUGGUGGGUGGAUCGGUCCAGGCGGUUCACGUCCUGGGCCAGGUCACUCGCCGACGAUGAUGCACCGCAAUCGCCAGCUGUCAAUGCUGUCUCGCGCAUCACCUCCGAUUUCGGCAUCAACAUGAAGCGCAGCUGUGUUGAGAGCAUCAACAGCAUGCUUGAGAAUGAAAAUAUCAGGUGCGUCUUUCCUCAGUCCGGCUCUGGCAGACGUCCGUCCCCAGUGCCCUCACAACUUCCUGAGGCACGGGGCCACCCGCUGUCAGACGCACCCGCGCUCCCGACGAUGCUCCCGCCGCAUCCGCGACUGAUUGGCGCAGGGCACGCAGGAACGAGUCUCCCGCCGAUCAAGCGAAGGAAGGACCCGAUUGGAAUGGCAAUGUACAGCACAACGCGCACGGCAGCCAUGAGCAUGCAAGUUGCCCGUCUGCUGCACGUUGUCCACGAGCGUGGGGACGAGGAGGAGGAGGUGUGGGCGGGUGUGAGAGAGAGCGAGCGGGCGGACGAACGGGCGGGCGGGCGGAAGCGCGAGCGGCCAGUGGGCAGGCGAGCGGGUUACCAGACUGGCGGUUGA